GAUAGAUUACAGAGCCACGGAGUAUGGAGUCAGAAAAUUAAACGAAAAUCGAUAUACUGUCAGAUGGGACACCACCAGAGCAGCACCCACCGAAAUUGGUGUUUUCGGAAAAGAAAACUUGUGCCAGCGACAGUUCUCGACUUACAGAUUUCGGCGAUUUGUUGAACGCAUUUUGGAGGCUUCUGAGUAUAACAUUCGCUCAGAUUCCGUAGCAUUCUUCCGAGGAGACAACGGGGCGAAAAUCACAGAAAGGAUCAUAUAUCAUCGGGCUGCCAAAGAGUAAUCAUGUUCGUGAAAAAGUGGAACAAUGUGAACAUGUAGUGUUGUACCGAUGUCAGUUUUCGUUCGAAUAUGGAGAACAGUUCCCCGGUGAACGGCAAACGUGGGUGAUUAUGCUGAAUUGUCUUUCCAGCGCGGAAGCGGUCAAAAUGUUCAAAUCAGUCCCAUUUUCAUGGGCGGCCGAUGAUAGGACAGUGUGGAAAAGUUGGGUGAACUCGCAUUCGGAUGCGCGCUGCUGAUGGAAUCGCCAAGAAACCGAGGCGUGUGGUAGUGUUGCGCGGUGGGCUGUGUGUGAGUGUCGGUUGGUGGUGAAGAGAAAAGCUUUUGUGUGCAACCCGUGAAAAUUUUCUCGGUUUUUCACCAACAUACUUGACGCGAAGCUGGAAAGUGUCCCUUGAUAAGUGUCUUUUGCAGUGCAAUUUCCGUAAAAUGUGCAACGAAUCUAUGAAAUUGUUAAAUUUGAAGGUGCAUAAAUUGGAAUACCGGUGGAGAAAAUGGCUAUCGGUCGUUGGAAAUUGCAAGAAUGUGGCAUGAAAAAUCGGGGAUCAAUCUGUGCUCACGUCGGUCCCAAAAGAUGGAGAGUAAAACAAGGAGUGUAUAUGCAAUAGCAUUUUCAUACAAAAAGUGAUUAAAAUCAAAACUAAUUGAACGGCUAAGUCAGUAAUUGAUGGGUAUUAUAAGUGCAUAAUUUUAAUAAGCAUCAUUUAAUUCAACAAUGCAAACCAACCAUUGCAAUCGUUCGGGAAUAGUUUUGUGAACAUACAACCAGCUGGGAAAUGGAUCUCGUAUCGAAGCUGUAUCCACCGUAGUGCUCAAUGGUCACCAUACCAUAUGCGCGGCCACACAGCAGCACUAUGGAACGGAAUGAACAGAUUGUUGUGCGUGGAAACUGCGUGCUCAUUAGAUCGUAGCAAAAGGCAACUUCUCUUCGACACUGUCCGCUGGCGGAAAAAGUGAAAAUGUUUACCAAAAGCAACCGCGACAUUCGUUUCUCAAGUGUAGCCAACGGUGAAGACAAUGACAACAAGUGUAGCGAAUAUCAGUUUUCAAAAUGUGAAACCAAACUGAAAAAAUACAAGGUGUCCAGUUCCGAUGCCUACCCAUCGGGCAAAUGUGUGAUUAAUGACGAGGGUAAUCAAGUGAACAAUAGCAACAAUAGUGCACAUAGAAGCGGAUAUUUUCUAUAACGAUUGCUCCUCUAACGAAGCAUAGGCGUAGUUGCGUUUAGUGAGUUGUAUAUAGUGUGGAGAAAGGAAAAACCAACUUGUGUAUAUACAGCAUACAUCUGCUAAAGAAUAACGAAGUAGCAUUUAAGUCAUACAUACCUGUAGUGCUUCGUUUUAUGGUUUUGCCAAAUAGAGCAGUUCGAACGGUGCAUAGAAUAAUAAUAAACAAAAGCUUGAACGCUACUGCAAAUUCAGCAGAUAUAAAUAGCUUACACACGUUUACUGAUAAGAUAUCCGAACUUAGAAAUACGUAGCAUAUCGUAUUUCAUUACAUCACUAGGAUAUUACCAAAAUGGCCGAUAUGCCUGAUUUAUCCCAUCUGACACAGGAGGAACGAGCUAUCAUUGAAAAUGUUAUGCUACGUCAACGGCAGGAGGAGGAGCGGGAGAAUGAGAUCAUGCGGAGGAAGCAAGAUGAGGUGGCGACGCUCGUUGAUUCGAUCCGACAGAAAUCAGAGCAGCAGAAAAAGGCCGGCGUGGAACUGGACGCCACCUGUCAUAUUUGCCUCAAAACCAAAUUUGCGGAUGGCAUCGGACACAUCUGCAAUUAUUGCAACAUCCGUUGUUGUGCCAAAUGCGGAGGCAAAGUUACACUACGUAACAAUAAGGUGAUAUGGGUGUGCAUUGUAUGUCGGAAGAAGCAAGAGUUGUUAUCAAAAACUGGGCAAUGGAUCAACAAAAGUACCAGUCCCGAUGGGACUGGUCGCCGAUACGAAGGAGAUCCAAGGGGUUUCCCGCAAACACUUGAUCCGCUCGAUCCCUCCGAUAAGCGACCAAAGUUAGAGCGAGCGAAAAGCGCUGCCGAAAAAGAAAACAAUCCUAUGCAGCGUUCCGGGAGCCAACUCCGACGGCAGUAUUCACAACAAGAUCCACCGCAGCGGCGUUUAUCGCAAUCCGAUAGUGGGGUGGAUAUAUCGAGCGGACCACCGCAAGUACGAUUACCGAUGCCUCGAAUGAACCCUCAAGCGAUACAACAGCAAGGUUCAUACGGCCAGUAUACGCAACAUCCCGGUCUUCCUCAACCGCCCUUGCAACAGUCCCCGUACGGACAUCACCAAUCGCACAUGAAUCCACAAGUACAGAUCACGCGGCCCAGCGGCAACGUGGGGAUGGGUGGUUAUGCACAAGAGGAUCCUAGUUAUUAUCAGGGUGAAAUUGAAGAUCUAAUGCGUGCUCAUCCGCAUUUGGUUCAUCCUCGGCAGCAGCAGCACUACGCAGAAUCAAUGCAAUCCGGAAGUAGCAGCGGGAUUGUGUUGCCACCAGAACCAACGAAAAAACACAAACGCCCGAUGGGUGGUCCCUACCUUCCGCAGCAGCGGUCCUACAGCAGUUCUGACGAAGACAUUCGAUCUACGCCAGAAUAUGAAGCCGGGCACCAAAAACAGUAUUUUGAUAAUCACUCUCGACUGAAUCCAAGCCUAACUGAUUACCGGGCGAGUAAUCUGGAUGUACAACAAAGAAAUAGCUAUAAUAGAACGAAUCACAACCGGUACCAAAGCCAGCAGCCGCACUCACAAUUUCAGCAGCCACUACCGCAGGUAGUGAUUGCCGACAGCACCAUUACUUCGUUGGCGUACAAUAACAAUAAUCAUCACCACAGUAGUAGUCAUCAUCAGCAUAGUCACCAGUCAGUGCCGGAGUCCCAUCAAGCUCAUAAUAGCCAAUAUCAGUUUAUUCAGCAGAACAGUCGAUACAACUCUAGUUCUGCUGGUCAAGACCAGCCGGACCCUUACUGGGAUGACCCGGCCGAUAGUCGUCGUUUUACCGAGCGAAGAAAGAAAACGGUGAGAUUCGAUGGACAGGACACCGAUGACUGGGGGCGAUGGGAGUCGGAACGACAGGGAAGUCAGGACUCAACCACUAAGGAUUCUGGUAUCGACACCAGUAGCACAUUUACUAGUAGCGAAGAUUCAAAUCGUGGCGAUGGCCCUAAGAAUCCGGUUAGUUGGCAAGUGUCAGCGGAUGGUAGCCGUAUGAUUGGUCAUAUGGUAUUGCAAAGAAAUAUAGACAACGAAGACGUUUUAGGAUUGAGAGUACGAGGUGGUCAAGUUCUGCCUCACAACGAAAAGGGAGCGAUUGUUGAACAAGUGCAGCGAGGCUCGAUAGCAGACCAGGAAGGACACAUUAGGCCAGGUGAUGAGGUGGUGGAAUGGAAUGGCCACUCGAUGCGUGGGAAAUCCGCGUCGGACGUAUACGAUAUUAUAAGUGCUAGUAAACGGGAACCGUUGGUAGAAUUGCUCCUAACGCGUGAGAUUGCGAUAAAUCGCAAAAACACUCAAGCAUCUUGGCGAAAAUCUCAUUCUCCAACGCGCAUUCAGACUCACCGUGGAGCAGAUAACUACAGCCGACGAGAUAAGCCAAGUGUACUUGUAACAUCCCCGGGUUCACCAGACUUGCACAGUGUGCGUAAUUACUCUACCAACCUCCGGUACCCUAAUAGACUGACACCGGCUGCGACCGCAUCGCAGCAGGAGAAUAGCGUUGGAGGGCGGGUACAAUUGAAGCUGGGCUUCGAUCCAAGUUCUUUGCAACUGAUAGUGACAAUCGUGGGCGCCAAAGAUCUGAUUCCUAGGCUCAACGGUGCAGCACGAAAUCCAUACGCCAAAAUUUGCUUGCUUCCUGACCGAAGUGAAAAAUCAAAAAGACGAACUAAAACGCUUGCUCUGACCAACGAACCUCGUUGGGGUCAAAUCUUCAUAUACGAGGGCCUCCGUAGGGCCGACCUGCAGAAUCGUCUAUUCGAAAUUACUGUAUGGGAUUAUGUUCGCUACGGCGCUAAUGAUUUCCUCGGCGAAGUGGUUCUCGAUCUGUCUACGUACCCUCUAGACGACGAAGCUGAGUGGCACAGUCUGCAGCCGCAUUCGGAGUCCCUUCGAGAUGCUUUCCGUAGAGACGAUAGAGAACCUGGCAACGAACUGGAUAUGAUUUUAUCCCCGAUCGAUCAUUUGUCGCCACCGAGUACCACUUCAAGGUGCACUGACUCUGACACGACCUCCGAAUGCGAUAUCGAUGGUCUGAUGACUGCCCGCGACGGCGCUAGCGUUUCAUCAUCAAGUCCUCCGCCAGAGGUUGAUCUACAAGAGCGGAGGUCUCGACGGGAUAUGUCACCGCAGGGACGCAAGCGAGUGGCUAGUAUGGUAGCAAAAGACUAUCGAACGGUGUCGGGCGUUGGACAGGGCUUUCAUAAUCAAAUGACAAAUGAGGCAUCCGCUUCCUAUCGUCGAAACGGUACGAUGGCACUGAACCAACGAAGUCAAUCAGCGGCCCCGAGCGACAGCUAUCGAGACGACCGGCGGGAUUCGCUCUCGCCCCAAGAUGAUAGAUAUACCGAAUAUCCAGUUCUUCCAUUACAUCAGUAUGCGCCAAGAUUUCAAUCACGAUCAGCGACAGCGACACCAACUGGUUCACCGAAGAAACGACAAUUACCGCAAGUACCUCACGUGUCACGAAAUGCAGCAAUGCGAGAGCGCUUCGUGCAGGAGUUUGAGGAGCGCAGUGGAGGACGUUUUUCCCGGUACCGACAUCGCCAAAGCCAUCAUCUGCCAACGUAUCGAAGUACGGGGAUGGGAGGAUGGGAACAACGCUAUACCGGACUCUCAGAUAGUGAUCUGACGACACACUCAUUAGACAGUAGAAUUAGACCUAGACACUCGUUAUCUCCGGAUAAGGAUUUUAUGGGUGAUUUUGCUGACUCCGAUAUGGAGUCGGUAGUUAGUGUAACUUCAAGUGCUUUUUCAACUCAGUCGGAGCGACCGCGUGGAUCAAAAGGGAUAAGGAAUUCGCACGUAAGGCGUCUUCAACAUAGAAGUCUCCCAUCGGGUUGGGCAACAACUUCUUUGUGUGCUCUUCCAAGCGAGUACCCAUUCGGGCAACCAGUCAGCGAAGCGGAACAAGAAACAACAUUCCCUGAUGUCACUCAAGCUGGUCUUAUUGCUCCCAAUCUUGAUGUUGCACCUGACCAAAGCUUUGUUCCCUUUAGUGAGAUUGUCCCAGUGCCAACCAAAACCCCUAUUUCACUUCCAAAAAUUCCUAUUUCCAGUGUUGUUGUUCCCUCGGCUACUGAAGAUAAUAGGCUUGUUCCAAGCUCCGCUGUUUCAACCUUUGAACAACCCCCACUUCCUGAGCCAAAUAAUAGCUACUUUAGCAAGCAAUGCAUUACACUUAAUUCAGAUAAGAGCACUAUCCAAAGUUAUGUUGUUAAUCCUGGUAAUGAUAAUGUGAUGACCACUUCGUUUAACCUUUCAAACAUGUCCUCGACGGAUCCUACAUCCUUAGAACUGACAACUGGAUCAUUACCGCUUAGCAACUAUAUGCAGUAUAGCGCCAAUCAAAUGACAACAUCGUUGAAAGGCAAUUCAUUGUGUAAUAAUCAGCAAACACCUGUUGGUUAUCAACGAUCGUCAUAUUCAACUCGUUCGAACACAUCUGAACCGAAUUUAAAUACUGCGAACAUAGUUCCUUGUAUGCCUAGAGAACGUAACUCCGCGCGUAAACAAUUAUUUUGUGCAUCCAAUAACAAUAAUCAACAAGCAUCAUCGGCAGCCAAUCAAAUUAUAAUGAAGUCUUCCUUUUCGGAUCAGUACUUACCGAAUAGUUUCACAUAUGAACAGAAUGAUGGACAAACGGGAAACAUUUGCAUCUCAAACGUUUAUGACCCUAAUACAGGAGUGAAGAACCAAACAAUCACUUGCGUUCGUAAUAGUUCGGAUAAUUUGGGCGGAAGUAACAUCCGCUACUCUAGUAGUCACGACGGAACGGUAUGCGAAUUUUCUGCUCCAGAUCUUCAGUUUAGAACUUCUGUUGGAAGUCUCAUGGAUUUAUAUGCCACGCCUCAGUAUUCUAGCACCAUGCAGGAUUCUAACCAGGACCAGAAUACUCGUAGGAGCGAUGUCUACAAUGUUAGUGAUUUGGAAAAUGAUUUUGGUGUCGUGCGCAGGAAACCUGCCGAUCUGUUAAAAUCUCCCAGUGAAAUACCAUUCUAUGGACGAACUGAAAUUGGCUUCAAAGAGACAUACCUAGGGAGCAUUGUUGCAAGUCAAAAAGAUACAAUGAGAAGAUCGCACUCGUUAAUGGCAAGAGACCAGAUAAUUGACAUUGAAUAUGACUCGGAUACUGGUUAUAAAACUAGAAGCGUACAUAAAAAUAUGAUCACGAGCAGCGUCGAAGAACAAGCAUAUCGAAAACGAACAAGAUCACUUGAUGCGCAUAAUAUUCCAGAAGAAAAAUAUCCUGAUAACUAUUCAGAUGACUUUAGUUCAAAGUCAAGUAUAGAUAAAAGUAACAUGACACUUGACAUUGUCAAAAAUACAGACAUACAGAGUGACAAUAAAAAGGAAAAGCAAAUAAAGAAACAUAGGCAAGAUAAAAAUCCUGAGAAAACGAAAGUCGGGGAAAAGAAGCCCAAGCAACAAACAAAGUCAAAAUCAACUACGUCUUCUGCAAAGAAAAGCACCAAAAUGGUGAAUAAGGCUCCUAGUUCCACUUCACUGGACCGAUCUGGAUCUGCCAAUUCCAAACCAUCUUCUUCUACCGAUGGUCAAAAAAUAAGAUCAAAAAAUGUAGAUAAACCCAAAUUUAAAGAAAUCGAUCCUAAGAAUCAAAAAGCGGAAAGAGAAAGAUCGGACAGCAAAACGAGAGUGGAUGAAAUCAAAAGUGAGAGUGGCAUCCUCUACAGUAGCUCCGAGUCCAUUAAAUCAAUCAUCGAAGAGGUGCGCCUUGAAUUAUUGCAUAAGCCACAAAAAUCCACAUAUUUGAGUGAUGACAGCCCAUCAUUCUUGAAUAGAAGUCACUCGUUUAGCGACGGUGAGACAACCCAUAUCAGAGCCUCAAACGAUAAAUACGAUAAAUACGAUAAAUACGAAUUCGUUGAAGGUCGAAAGCACUACAUCCUUAAGGAAGACAAGAUGAAUCGAAAGGGUAAUUCAGGGAAAUACGAUUACGAGAAAACGGCGGGGCGCGCUCGCUCACUUUCAACAGACAACGAGCAAACAAGGAGACCCAAUAGGGAAGCGUUAGGCGAUAGGACAAACAAAACCGCCAGAGACAUGUUUGCGAAAUGCAACUCACGAAGAUCAAGUGUGGCAACCAAUGAUGAUGAUUCCAACAAAGACGAUCGCAGCGAUGGAAGUGAAGAGGAUGCAUACGACGAUGACGUGUUUGAAAGCCCUUUCUCGAGAGGACGAAAUUCUUCAUUCAAUGGCAAAACUUACUCUAAACGUAGACCUCGGUUAGAUAUUCGUCGCACUUCCAGUUUGGAAGACGUGAAAAAGUUCGUCUCCCAAUAUAACGCUGCCAAAAGCAGUGGUAGUAAACAUGAUUCCACCCGUCAUAGUUCAGUCAGUAUUAAUGAUAAGCCCGAGUACUUUGAGUACAGUAAAUCCCCCUCGCCUUGUCCCAAGUAUGACGCUAGAAAUGCUAAUUAUGCUUCCAAUCGUUCCAAAUCCUCCAAUGGUAUCGCCCUUCUGCAAACCGAACCAAAACGAACCUCGUUGAAAAAACCUUCACCGGGUGGUUCCGUUGCUUCUUCGAAAACGUCCGCAUCGACUUCGCCGAAACCGUCGCGGAAAUCCGGCAAUCUCCCACAACACCACCAAAGUGAUUACGAUAUGAGAGACCGGGGUCGGUACGGCAACAACGGUGGACGAGAUGCGUAUCGGCAGCGAGAUCGUGAGCGAAACAGUAGUGACCACGAGCGAGACCGUCUUAGUGACGGUCGACGAGAAUCGCGGGAGCGUUCUGAGCUGGACCGAAGUCUUUCGAAUAACGAGGGAACGCCCGAGGAUAAAAUAGAUGGUAGUUUAAGCGAUACGGCCGUGAUACAAAGUUUGGACUCUCGGCGCAAGCUGGAUCAACGUUCGCCCAAGAGUGAGACCCCUACGCGGGAACGGGACCUUUUUGGCCCCGGCAUGGGAAAGAAAAGUAGUUCCACGUCGCAACUGUCGGCAACAGACCAAGGAAUAUCGCCAUCUUCCUCGUCGUCUACAUCGCAACGUAAGCGAUCCUCAGCGGGAUCGAUCCAACGAUCGGUUGAAGUGACACCGAUUCCAUCGCAGUCCGGGGCCAAUCGUGCCGGAAGUUUGCAUUCAAUCUCUAGCUCCGAGGGCUCCUCGUGGUCACCAUCGCUACGGAUGACCGGCGACACUGGACCGUUGUCGGACUUCAUCGAGGGUUUGGGACCAGGACAGCUUGUAGGGCGCCAGGUACUGGGCGCUCCUGCCUUAGGUGAUAUUCAACUGUCUAUGUACUAUCAGAAGGGUUCCUUAGAAGUUGAAGUGAUAAGAGCGAGAGGUUUGCAGGCACGUCCUGGCUCAAAAGUACUUCCAGCGCCUUAUGUUAAAGUGUAUUUAGUUUCCGGUAAAAAGUGUAUAGAAAAAGCUAAAACAACGACUGCUAGGAAAACGUUAGAUCCAUUAUAUCAACAACAAUUAGUGUUUAGAGAACCGUUCGCUGGCUGCAUUCUACAAGUGACGGUGUGGGGUGAUUACGGACGAAUGGAGGGCAAAAAAGUGUUCAUGGGUGUAGCUCAAAUAAUGCUGGACAACCUAAACCUAUCACAUUUAGUCAUCGGAUACUACAAACUGUUCGGAACCACAUCACUGGUCAGUGGACCACCUAGUUUGGGUCUAUCUAGGCGAUCCUCAAUUGCAUCACUCGAUUCACUUAAGCUUAAAAAUAACCUUGAUAAACCUCAACAUAAGUUUCAUCGGCGUACCUACUAUCUGGUUUACCAAAUCCGCAUCCUUAUUUUUCGUACAAUCCAAGCCACAUCAGUUAGUACUAGGAAGCCAAAUACCGACCGUAACGGCAACAUGUUCCAGUAUAGGAGACUAGACUAAAAACAAAUUAACAAAUUCAACCCGUGGGUGAAAGCGAUAUGCAACCAAACAAAAACCAAAAAAAAAAAGUGAAACACAGUCACACACGAACACGGAGAGCGAGAGCAAUUUUCAGAUUUUUCGCGUAUUUAUUAAAAAAGCAAAAGUACAUCUAAGGAAACAUGAAACUCAAAUCUGUGAAUUUAUUAAAACUAAUAUUAAAAAUAAACAAAAAACAGUAAUGAUACAAAUCAUAAAAAAUACAACAUCAGACGAUUCAUAACAAAGCAAGUGCAUAACUACUUUGUGUAAAGAUGAACAAAUAAUCAAGCCUUCCAUUAUAUUUAUGACAACAAGGAACAUUUAAUUAUUAUCAAUAAAUUUAUCAAAACAAAACUUUUGACACUUAAUAAACCCAGCAUACGAUCCUAAACUACGUCAUUCUUAUUCUCAUUUUUCUUUUCAAUUGUAGAUCCAACCAAAAGUAUCUUAUCGUAAAACACAUUCGUUCCCUCUCAGAUAAUUUUCGCCAAAUUAACACGCAUUUUCAUGUAAUUUCUCUUUCCUACUUCACAUAAAAUCUCAUAAGACUAUAGGAAGAAAAAUAAAAACAAACAAAACAAAGCGACCGCCACUUAGUGUACAGCUGGUAUGGAACAGGAAAACAAACUUUUUCAUGAUGAAGAAAAAACACGUUAAAUAUAACUCAUUGAACAAAGAAAAUUUGUAAAUUUACUAACGCAUAAUAGAAAGAAUCGAAUGCGAAGUUAUCUUGUAAAUAUGAAUUGAAAUUAAAGAAAAUACAAAACCUACAUGAGUAAUGGGAGCGAAGAUUUGCACUCAUGUACUCACGCUAAAAAACAAAAACUGAAGGCUAAAGUUGGAGCGAUGUAUAAAUUAAACAAAUAAAUUCAACAUAAGUUUUGCCUUAGACUCCUACCAAAUUACGCGAAACCGAUGUCAUCGUGGCCCAGAGAAGAUGCAGUUUUGAGCAGUGCAGAGUGUCAUCGAUAACAGCACAGCACGCUCGAAUGAUGUUACAAGUAGCAUGUAUGACAGUUCGACUCGUUUAGUAAUGCUGAAUUUGCCUCUUUUGAGAUUGGAUCACCAAAAGGACACACUGCCAAAAGUAAGAGUUUGUUUGCAGGCUGGGGUUGAAAACCAAAUAAUGCUUCGGUAGAUUUGGGCUUUAAUAACUCGUUGACAAAGCCUCCAAUUUCGAUCACUUUUCGAAAUAAAGUCUCAUUUAAUUUUUAAUACCUUUGGGACGCAUUCUCGUUAUCUCGACCAAUGGAUGCAGGGAAGACAGUUAUCUUCAAUAGAAUGUUUCGACAUUCUGGCUACAACGUGACUUGGAGCAAAUAAAUUAAUAAUCUAGAGGUACAAUUUAUUACAGUUGUCUUGGCUGAACAAACGGUGAAAACUGUCCUUGAGUUCUGCUUAUUAAAACUACUCGUUCAUGAUCGAAUGUAUCUUUUCUAAAAGGUCGGGAGCAGUUCUUGAGAAAAAAUACGUUUGAGUCCCGUAAGUCACCGAUAUUCAUAAAGUCGUUUUCACAUAUCAAUUCUCUUUGGCCGUGUGGUGGCUGCAAUGCUAUCAGUAUCAACGAAUUGGAUUUUUAGCUGCACCAAACUGCUCUUCUGUAAAUAGUUGGCCGGUAGUAUGAACCCUUUUGGUAUCCUAUAGUCAUUGCUAUUUAAUUGAUUAUUGGUUUUAUUGAUUUGUUUUUUACAGAAACUUUUAUUUUUUGAACAUAGCCAGACACUACACGUUUUGUGCAUCUAGUGAGCAUUUUACUCUUUGAAGGAAGCACUACAAGCGGUCUAGCAUGCAACUUACAUUGGUUCUGCUAAACAUUUUUUUCCUAACAAAAUAUUUACGACUGAAGUGGUUAUCGAACUCACACUCCGCAGCAGUUUUAAUGUCUUUAUAAGUCCAUCAAAAACUGUCCCAUGGAUUUGACAUGUAUUCUAUUUUCUAGUCACGAUAUCUAAUCUCUAAAGAAAUGUUUUUUAAAAUUUUGAAUAACUUUUUCCAAGAUUUUUUUUAAUACUAAGUUGAACGAUGUUUCUUACUAAUGUUUUCUUUUCGUAAUUAAGAACAACAUGAACAUCGAGACAAACUGUCGUCAAAUGCGUAAAAUAUCCCUCAACCAAAUAUAAACGGAUAACAAAAACAUAUGCCAUGGCGUGCUGUUGAAGUACAACUCAUGUCACUUGAUGAUCAUCGAACGGUACCAUUCUGCAGAGGUAAUCGCGUCCUUACCUCCACAGAGCUUCGUAGUAUCGAUUAAAAAACAGUGCAUCGGAACGCAUUUCACGAAAGCGAAACAAAACCUUAAAAAUAAAAUAUUUAUCUUUAAAUGAAAACAAGCCAAAACCAUAUCUUUAAUAUAAGAAACUUUAAUAAUUAAUUGACAUAAAAAUACACAAGAGCAACACAGAACAAGUAACGCGAACGUUUCAUUUGACUUAUUACCGCUAAAGGAAGGCUUAUUGGGAAUUGACAUUAAAUUUGAUUUAUCAACAAAAGAACUGGUAUAAAAGAAUUCGACGAGAAGUGGCGACACGAUUCAAAAAACAUAUUUUUCUAAAUCUAAAUUGUGGUCAUUGGAAGAUGAAUGUAAAGACUAAAAAAUCACCAAUCAGCAGCCAAAGCUUUUGAACAUAGGAAUCAUGAAGGACGAAGUAAUCAGCAUCCCAUGGGGCCGCAGAAUAGUUCAAAGCACGCUGCUUAUCAAAACGCGUUUGAUUUUUACGAGAAAAAUCGAACACAUCAUUCCAAAAAAUUUACAUUUUUAGCAUUCACUGCAGCGUUAUCGAAGGUCAUAUCACCAAAACUUUACCACAAGGUUUUUUGGUUAUAACAAUCAAGUAACCAUACUAGUUAAAAUGUUUUGUUUGAUUUGUUGUAUAGAUUUAUCUGACUGAAGUUUUUAAUUAGUUGAGUAUAGCAGAUUUUAUAACAUGUUGAAGUAGUUUGCUUAUUGGUUGAAAGGAGAUCCCUUCUAUAAUUUAACACAAAAAUUCCUAAUCAAAUUACACUACUCAAUCAGUUGCAUGAUACAAUCCCUCAGACAGUAUAAUAAAUAGCUAUUAGGGCAAUCUUCUUAACUGGAAACAAGGAUUGUUUGCGUCGAACUUUCCGCAUAUAUAAAUUAGAACAACGAAGUUUCACUUUAUGCUUUCAGGUGGUAACAUAUAAGGCACGUAGAAAUUGUACAUUUACUUCCGCAAAUAAAAUAAUGACCAAAAAAGUGUAAAUGAUUAAAUUUGAGUGUUGCCCAUUGAACUUCUCUGAAACUUUUGUGCGCAUCUCUGAUCCGUCCAUCGAUUCUUGUAAAUGCUAUUGGAACACUUUCAAGAUUUAACAAAAUUAUCUCCAUACUAGACAGAGAGAAACUAAAUUCGCCUCCCGACAAAUUUUGCGUUAAGGCUUCGAAGGUACAGCGCACGUAUUGGAGCUUGCAUCCUAUUUAUUCCCACGUGUUUAAUUUUUCAUUCAACAUUUCAUUAGAAUAUAACCAUUGGAAGGAGAGGUGCACGCUUGGGAAGGAAUCGAAAAGAUGAAUGAAACCAUUUUUUAAGAUGCUAUUUUGUAGAUCUAGAGGACUAGAAUACGGAUAACAAAUGGCCUACUGAAAGUAGUUAUUUUAGUUGUCAGUCCUACUGAAACAACAUUUUUGUUUCUGAAUGGCAGCGAUCAGGAAGGGCAAUCGAUUCGCUAUUACCUCAAUUGAUUCCUCUGAAGUUUAAUUCAGAUUUCGGAUAUGAUUUGGACUAAUCACAAACAUCUUUCCAAUCAAUUCGAGCAGAUGAGUACAUUUGUUGCAAUUCUCUUUUUCUUAACCACUUCAUGCGAAAUGUAAAAAGUUGCAACGACCUAUUUACUUCAUAGUUCAAGAAAGCUAUGAUCACUUGAUUCAGUCAUUUCAUUACUAAAAGUGCUACUUUUAGAGGAACAGUUUGAGAGAAAAUCAUACACAACCCGAAGGAUACAAGAAACGACAUGGAGAGUGAAAAGCGCUGAAAGAAGAAUGAACAUAUUUGAAUAAAUUGAUAAAUGAUAAGUUUUAUUUAUUUUCUUAUAAAAGAAAAGUACUAGUAAGCAAACUAUUCAAAACAAAAUGCGAACCAGAGACAAACAAGAAAAACAACAGAAAACCAAUCCAAAAUAUUGAUUUGAUUACACUUAUUUAUAUACAUAUUGAAAUGAUCAGAGAGUAUGGAAAGAAACCCGCGAUUACUAAGUAAAUUAUUAAGAGAACUAGGGUCAAGUAAAAUAGUGCGUCAAAGGAAACAAAACAAAAAAUGAACAUAAUUCAAGAGAGUAUUGUAAAUUAAAAUUUCUAUUAUUAUUACCAUAUAUAAAUAUACUGAAAAUAUAUAUUAAAAAUGUAUCCCCUCUCGGCUAAGGAAAUGUCGAGAAACGACAAUAAAACUGUGAAAAUUGAAAAAAACGAAAAAA
This is a messenger RNA of Armigeres subalbatus, 13785 nucleotides long. RefSeq names its product regulating synaptic membrane exocytosis protein 2 (gene Rim). The transcript is spliced from 24 exons. Gene Ontology annotation, biological process: regulation of synaptic plasticity; calcium ion-regulated exocytosis of neurotransmitter; positive regulation of synaptic transmission. Bases 1798 to 9339 code for a protein of 2513 amino acids. Gene Ontology annotation, cellular component: presynaptic membrane; cytoskeleton of presynaptic active zone. Gene Ontology annotation, molecular function: transmembrane transporter binding; small GTPase binding. Lineage: Eukaryota; Metazoa; Arthropoda; Insecta; Diptera; Culicidae. The record is from RefSeq and is a predicted model, not a curated record.